AUGGUUUUGCAGGAGAAUUUUUUUAUUUACAGCAAGUUUGCCUUUACACAUGCAAAAAUAAAGACGAAGUUAUCCUAUAACAAAGUUAUAAAGCAAAAUGCGAAUUCAAAUGUAGGCGAUGAAAAAAUCAGAAUAUCUGGUAACCACACUUUGAAUAUGCUUCAAACAAUAAACUAUUUAGGACGACUCACCUUGAUCUGCAGCGAAAGACACAGGGACAGGUGUUUAAACGCGAACUCCUCACCAAACAAUUCAUGUCUAACCAAUACUUACUCUCGGCGUUCAAGUAAAGCAACAAAAAUUUUACCUCCACACAAAACAGUUUCCGCUGAAAAAUCAAAACGCGUUUAUCAACAGUUUCACCAACGCCGCGUCAAGUUGUUAAAUCACUCUAGCAUCAUCAAAAUUUCCUUAGGAAAACUGAAGAUAGCUCACACGGCCUCAAGCAUAGCAUUACCCAAAAAUGGAUUUGAUGAACAUGAAAACCAAAAGCAAAAUGAAUGUUGUCAUUGUGACUCAUCGAACAAUGAAGCUCUAACUCUCAAGGUUGCAUACAUUUGCAAAUCAUGUGAUAUCAUCACUUUAAAUUUGCCUAAGUGCUGUUACUGA
This is a messenger RNA of Echinococcus granulosus, 609 nucleotides long. RefSeq lists its product as hypothetical. The transcript has 7 exons. The record is from RefSeq and is a predicted model, not a curated record. The coding region runs from base 1 to 609 and encodes 202 amino acids. Lineage: Eukaryota; Metazoa; Platyhelminthes; Cestoda; Cyclophyllidea; Taeniidae.